AUGAAGUACAUAUUUAAUAGAUAUAAUGCAUUAUUAAUUAAAAGACCAUUGAUCACCAAUAUGAUCACCACUGGGUUAUUAGUUGGUGGUGGCGAUGCAUUGGCCCAAUUCCUCUUUCCCAACAAUACCAACACACUGGAACAACUGCAACCGUUUGACUAUUUAAGAAACCUUCGGGCCAUUAUAUAUGGAUCGUUAAUAUUUGCCCCUAUAGGUGACAGAUGGUAUAAAUUUUUAAACACCAAGGUCGUAUGGACACGGAGUGCUCAAAAACCUCAUUUUCAACGAUCAAUGUCAACUCUAUUACGAGUAAUUGUUGAUCAAUUGGUGUUUGCCCCAUUUAUUGGUAUCCCAUUAUAUUAUAGUGCCAUGACAAUUUUAGAAAAUAGACAAGCAAUCUUAGACAAUAUAAUUGAUAAAUUCAACACAAGUUGGUGGAUUACUUUGAAAAGCAACUGGCUAGUAUGGCCAUUAUUCCAAUUCUUCAAUUUCUAUUUGUUGCCAGUUCAAUUUAGAUUAUUGGCAGUUAAUAUUAUUAGUAUUGGAUGGAACACAUAUUUGAGUUAUGUGAUGCAUAGCCAAAAGUAG
Candida dubliniensis CD36 is the source of this 588-nucleotide messenger RNA. RefSeq names its product ethanol metabolism protein. The record is from RefSeq and is a predicted model, not a curated record. Gene Ontology annotation, cellular component: cytoplasm; mitochondrion; membrane. Bases 1 to 588 code for a protein of 195 amino acids. The transcript has a single exon. NCBI's taxonomy places the organism in Eukaryota, Fungi, Ascomycota, Pichiomycetes, Serinales, Debaryomycetaceae.